AGCGGUGCCGGCGUAUGACAGAAGGAAAUAGCAAUAAUUUCACGCUACCAGUUUCCUGUCUCGACCAGAAAAUCAUAUUCGUAGCAGCCAAUCAGCUUCUCGCAACGAUCCAGUAGGGUGGCGUUUUCUGCAAUAGAGAUUUCCGCGCGAAUUCCGGUCAUCAGCAAUUAUAUUAAGUUCAGGUUCCGUAGUUCAUCCAUUCAGUAUUAAGAAUUUUGGAAGUAAGAACGUAUCUUAUAAUUUUUACACAAAAAAAUCCACACACAGAAGAGGAUCAACUAGAAUCAACCAUGGAUUACCAGUUUGGAUUUCUAAUUUUUGUCCUGGUCGAAGUUGCGAUGGCAUCACAGAAUGACAAUGUGCACGUUGUACUCGUGGAGCGUCCAGGAAUCACAGACUGUAAGCACCGGGAAGUGUGCGCGGAUAUUUUCAACUUUACCCGAAUCAUGGAGGACGGAUCAGGACAGUUGGAGUCCAGAUUUCUCCAGAACUGCGACUGUCCUGGAAUGCCCUGUGUCAGGGGCGAGCAAGGGAGGGACCUUGAGCAACUCCUCUUCCGGGAGACACGAAAACAAUCGAUGCUGACAUGUGAAGCAGCGAGUCAGUUCAGUGAAUGUUCACCGGGAGAGACGGCGAAGGAGCAACACACAGACCGAGACACGGGCAGAAUCUACGUCCAGAUCAACUGUGUUUGCCCGAAUAACGAGGACCCAGGUAGCUUCCGCGACAAGAUGACGGAACAGAAGCGUUACUAUGAGCUGACUGAAGAAGAGCAAGGCUGGUUCACGCGAGAUUCGUCCUCCCGCUUCUACAAGUGUCGGGAAGCAGGCGCCAGACGGUUUGGCGGACUCUUCUAAAAAUAUGUUGGCCAAUCGGAGCACCUUGGUGAUUUACGAAAAAAGAGGGUCGGAAUGUUGCCAAAGUGUUGAGCGGAGUAGCGCUGUCAUCCAUCCAUAAAUUGCCGAUAAUUGACGAUUGAGCAGAGAAACAUAUCGAUGAUAAACUAGAAUAUAAGGCACGAUCUGUAAAAAGCCGAGACAUUGCGAACUACGAACCCGUCCGGAAAUUACCGAGAUGUUACGAUUGGAAACGAGGAUUAUUUUGAACAAAAUCCUUAAUUAUAACUUUAUGCAACAAGUUAUCUCUAUUUUUUUUCACUCCAUUUCAACACUACAACCGAAAUAACAAUAAAUAGACCAGCAUACUGUGUUCUGUAAAAGCAUGCGAAAUAACAACUGUUAUUGAAGUGUAUUAUGAUACUAGUAAAUGGUAAGCGUAAGAUCAUGUUUACCCUUCUAUAUAAAUAUGCAUUCAUAUGUUUACUAUAUUGUCUUAACAGCACACGCUCAUCGAAUGUGUACAGACCUUUUCUGAUGAUUACAUGCGGGUCUGGGGACUUUUAUAUGCACAUAACACUCAAUUAUAUUUGCAAUGAUUUCAAUAAAAUCAAGCAAUACACCCUGCACGUAGUUUAAAUAAACACCAAACUUGCUUUGGUUUAAAUAAAACAAACUUUCGUCUUGUUCAAAGUGUUUGAAUAGCUAGUUUCAUUGCAUUUUGGGGUUAUUUAAAUUUUGUCAUUUUUCAAAAAAGUUGUAGGCCCAGGUCUACAAGGCCUAUAUGUAGCUACGCCACUGCUUUUCAGACAAAUCAUGCACUAUUUGUCCCCUUUACUAUAUUAGCCUUGUCUUGAUGCCAUUAUUUGAAUUGACGACCUCUGUGUUAUGGCAAGUAAGGUAGCUGAUACCAAAUGUCAAUCUCUUUACUUAUAAUUGAACAUCAAAAACAGUGCGUUGUCUUGAUGAGGAGACGUUUAACUGAUAGUUUUACCCGUAUUGAAAGUACCUUUGUAGACAUCUUUUAUUAAAAUAAUUAAAAUUAAUUAUUUUCGUCAAUUAAAGGACUCAACCAAAUGUUUUGAAAACCGAAACAAUAAAUGAGAUUAGACAAACACAUGAAUAUUCAGACAGCUUUUUAUCACAAUUCUAUUAAAACAAGUACAUGUUUAAAGAUAUCAGAGUUCCCCUAUCUAGACUAGUAUAGGUACUUCCAUUUCGAUAAACAUAUUUUCAUUGUAGAAUACCUUGAUUUGACUCUAUCCAAGCUCCUAUGGUUUGUGUAUAAUAAAAUGGAUUUAAGUUUUUGCCGGUUCAUAUUUCUUCAAGAUGCAUAUUCUACCUCUUAAAUUGCUUUACUAUUUUUACGAACUUUUGAAGUCUGAAAUAAAUCAGAAUCAGAUUGUUUUUGGUGUAAAAAUCUCAAAAAUACAAAGUAUAUCAAAAACGAAAGGUUUAAAAACUAAACUUUAAUUGCAAAACUAUUGAUUCAAACAUUGUUUAUUUGUUUAGGCUCUUGUCAGAUUAAUAUAUAUAUAAUAUGCAAAACAUAAUACCAUAUAUCAAAUCACAAUUGUAAUACAACACAAAUAUAAAAGGUUCAACGAAGACUGUUAGGUUUCUUGACAAAUUCUUACAAAUUUAAACAAACAACUGAUCGAGAAUUGAUUUACACUUAAGUUACUGAAAAUAAAAAUACUGUUCUUAUACCAUUUAUUGUAUGCAAGGUGAAAUUUGAAAUGUUUUAAAGGUUGUCGUAACAGAUUUGCUGACAUUAUUUAACUCUGUAGCAUGAUUAAUCUCGCUCAUAAUAAUUAGCUCAAACUUUUUGUUUGGAAAAUGCAUUUAUUGAUUUGACUGUACUAAAGUUAAAUUCUUCGGAUAUUUGACUUUGCAUCUAUCUCUCAGUUAAAUAGAAGUGGUUAACAACGAUAAAAAUAAUACUAAUAAUAAUAAUAAUAAUAAU
Messenger RNA from Mya arenaria, 2802 nucleotides. RefSeq lists its product as uncharacterized. Bases 291 to 857 code for a protein of 188 amino acids. NCBI's taxonomy places the organism in Eukaryota, Metazoa, Mollusca, Bivalvia, Myida, Myidae. The record is from RefSeq and is a predicted model, not a curated record. The transcript is spliced from 4 exons.